AUGCCGAUGGUCCGAGAGCGGCUCUACCAUUCCCAGCUGAGCGGCGAGAGGGCGGGCGGGUCUCUGGCGGUUGCCGGGCCCUCGGGCCUCGCCAAACCUUCUACCGGAGCAGUGACAGCAGCUAAAGAGUGGGCUAUAAGGAGCUGUGACAGAUUUAGCAGACUACUGUCUCUGCAAGGAGUAUGUCAAGCUACCAUAGACACCAUCUUUGUCUUCAGCCUAAUUGCAUCCUAUGAUGCCAACAAGAAAGAUACCUCAGAACUCAGAGACAGCAGCUGCCAAGUGGAACUGCUGGCUGGGCUCUUCCCAAAGGAUGUGAGAAACAUCAGGGAUACGCCAAUGCAAGAAGCCCAGGCAGAAGCCAAAAGGGCCACAUUCAUCCAGAAUCGGACUCUGGCUACCCUGCAAUGCUCUGGGAACAAAGUGGAAGUCAAGCUUGUGUAUUCGGAGAAGAAGCCAAAGGUCAAGUAUACGCUGAAGAACUUGAGAGUCACUGCUGCUCCCAACAGAAAUGGCUCUGUCUCCCCAAGCUGUCACCUAGCCACUACAUGCAAGUUUCAGACUGGAUCCCUUCUGACAGGCAAAGAGUCAAUGCCUGAGAGCCAGAGAGCUGUGCCAAUACCAGCGAUUGUGGGGAAGGCAAAAGAAGGGACCUAGCAUGGAAGACCAGCAACAUGGUGCAGCUGAAGCCCAGCCUGACUCUCAGCCUGAGAAGGAAAGUGUUCUCUGUAUUAUUUACAACACUUGCUUGGAGAAAAUGGGGUUACUAUAUAAGUACUGAGGAAGGAGCGGGUUGCUUCAGUUCUGAAGCAAAUGUGGGCAAUUUUUUAAUGUGUCCCGAAAUAGGAAGGUAUGACUGUUUUCCUAACAACAGUAAGAACAAAUAGGGUACUUAUUGAAAAUAUCCCAGAUAUACUGAAGCAGAAUGUCUGGAGUAGGGCCAGGAAUCUUAUUUUUAAGAUUUUUAACAAGCUCCCUAAAUAAGAGGUAGAUUUACUGUUAAACUAAUGAAGCUUAAGCUUCAGGGCACAUGGGCCCAAUCCAAGGUCUUGUAUACAAUUCUGUGAUUUUAAAAUUUGUAUACUUCUUCUUAAAAGUGUUCCCCUAAGUUGUAAGAGCUUCAGAACCACAACAUAUAUAGCCACUCUGUCCUCCAGCUAACUCUUAUGUACAACAAAGUUUAGGAAGCACCGUAUAGUUUGGAAACGGCAAAACAACUUCCUUCUUCUCUGCCCUUGGGUUUACCUGAUAGGAUUAUAAAUUAAUGUCCUUUGAUGUCUGAAACAGACACUAUGCCACUGGCUCAACAAAGCUGCUUUAAAUCCAGGUUCCCCACAAGGAGUGGACUCGGCCUUUGAAUACUAGAAAUUGAUAGAUGUUUUCUCUUACUCUCAAAACAUCUACAGUACUCACUAAGGCAAAGAGAUGAGAUACCCAAUAAUUCUAAAAUUAAACAGGUUGUUCACUUUUGUAGAAUUAUAGCAUUAACAAUGAGUCUCUCUAUGGAGCAAUUUCACUCUGCACACAUGGGGAUGCCAUGAGUCAGAAUCCACUCAACAGAAACUAACAACAAGGCAACUGUGCAGUACGAAUGUCACAAUGCCUGAGCUGAAACUUUUAAGUGAGGAAAACGAAGACUGGUUCUCACAGAUUAUCUAGUCCAGGAUGGCAAAUUCCUGGCACACAUGCUGCCACUCUUUAAUUUUAUAUCUACUGCACAUACCAGUAAUCAAGCACUGCACUCUUUCCACCCAGGCAUAGUC
Trichechus manatus latirostris (Florida manatee) is the source of this 1763-nucleotide messenger RNA. It is a transcript of the gene CUNH17orf78, whose product is annotated as chromosome unknown C17orf78 homolog. The record is from RefSeq and is a predicted model, not a curated record. The transcript is spliced from 5 exons. Lineage: Eukaryota; Metazoa; Chordata; Mammalia; Sirenia; Trichechidae.